Dovyalis caffra is the source of this 1422-nucleotide messenger RNA. The record is from the annotation of a GenBank genome assembly. NCBI's taxonomy places the organism in Eukaryota, Viridiplantae, Streptophyta, Magnoliopsida, Malpighiales, Salicaceae.
AUGUUGCUGAUUGAUAGGAACUUCUGCUAUGCUGAUUUUGUUUGGCUGUUUUAUGGUGGAUUUGGAAAAGUGGAAAAUGAUGAAACUAGAGACUGUUUGCUAGUUAAAAUCAUUCGUUGUCAUCGUAAGGGGGAGAUGGUUUUGCUGCUGUUGUUGAAAAAGGGAACUGGAUGCUUUAAUUUUCUCGGUGGGUUUCGGACAGGAUACAAUUACCAGCAAAAAUUUGGUUUGGUGAAUGUCAAGUUAAAAUGGGUGAAAGAUAGAGUAUUGGAUGCUGUUGUGGCAGAUCAAGAACAUCUUAAAGCAGUUUGCCUACUUGUUUCGAUCAUCUCUUCCGCUCCUGGAUGUUGCCUUCCUAUAUACCAUCUUAGACAGCAUCGUGGACAACUUGGUCUGCCCCAUGAUCUUAAGCUCUCCACAUUUAUCAGGAGAUAUCCUAAUAUUUUCUGUGAAUCUCACAUUCUUGAUAGUGGAGGCACUCGUGUUCCCUGCUUCCAGUUGACUUCUGGAGCCCUAGAUCUUCGCCAUGAAGAACUCGAUGUUCUUGAGCAGAAUCGAAUUGAUUUGGUUGAAAGGCUAUGCAAACUGCUUAUGCUUACAAGAGAUAGGACACUGCCAUUACAAACCUUAGACCAGCUGAGAUGGGACAUGGGAUUGCCUUAUGAAUAUUUUGAUUGUUUGAUUCCGCUUCACCCUGAUUUGUUUUCUUCAGUUAGCCUCCCUGAUGAUCGUGUUGGUGUAAAACUCCAAUUUUGGGAUGAUCGCCUUGCUGUGUCCCAGUUGCAGAAGAAUGCUGCUUUUCAACAAAAGGAAGAAGACAUGAAAAAUGGCUGCUUAGCCUUUCCAGUUGGCUUUACGAGGGGUUUUGGGUUGAAGAGGAAAUGCAUGGAAUGGUUGGAAGAGUGGCAGAGACUUCCUUAUACUUCACCUUACUCUGAUGCCUCAAAUUUGGAUCCACGUACAGAUGUAUCGGAGAAGAGAAUUGUAGGAGUUUUUCAUGAGCUUCUACACCUUACUGUACAUAAGAGAACUGAGCGCAAGAAUGUAAGCAAUCUUCGCAAACCAUUGUCACUGCCCCAGAAGUUCACUAAGGUUUUUGAGCGACAUCCUGGCAUUUUUUACAUCUCAAAGAAGAGUGACACCCAGACUGUUGUUCUUAGAGAAGCAUAUGACCGCCAACUACUUUUGCAUAAACAUCCUCUUGUUGAUAUCAGGGAAAAAUAUGCAAGUAUGAUGAGAAAAGGAUUUUUGGAUAGAAGUAGGGGCUUAUACAAGAGAGCAGCAUGUUCUGGUCCAGAGGAGUCAUCAAAGAUUGUUCGUGGUGAUGAACCCACCGACGGUAGUUCUAGUUGUGAAGAAGUUUCAGACUCUGAUUUGCUUUCUGAAUUUAAAGCUAAUGACCCAAUGCAUGAUCCUUUAUGA